AGAAGGAUUACUUAUCCUAUCCUAGGUAUUCCUUAAAGAGGUGGGGUUUCAGGUGUCUCCGGAAGGUGGUGAUUGACUCCGCUGUCCUGGCGUCGUGAGGGAGUUUGUUCCACCAUUGGGGGGCCAGAGCAGCGAACAGUUUUGACUGGGCUGAGCGGGAACUGUACUUCCUCAGUGGUAGGGAGGCGAGCAGGCCAGAGGUGGAUGAACGCAGUGCCCUUGUUUGGGUGUAGGGCCUGAUCAGAGCCUGGAGGUACUGAGGUGCCGUUCCCCUCACAGCUCCGUAGGCAAGCACCAUGGUCUUGUAGCGGAUGCGAGCUUCAACUGGAAGCCAGUGGAGAGAGCGGAGGAGCGGGGUGACGUGAGAGAACUUGGGAAGGUUGAACACCAGACGGGCUGCGGCGUUCUGGAUGAGUUGUAGGGGUUUAAUGGCACAGGCAGGGAGCCCAGCCAACAGCGAGUUGCAGUAAUCCAGACGGGAGAUGACAAGUGCCAGGAUUAGGACCUGCGCCGCUUCCUGUGUGAGGCAGGGUCGUACUCUGCGGAUGUUGUAGAGCAUGAACCUACAGGAACGGGCCACCGCCUUGAUGUUAGUUGAGAACGACAGGGUGUUGUCCAGGAUCACGCCAAGGUUCUUAGCGCUCUGGGAGGAGGACACAAUGGAGUUGUCAACCGUGAUGGCGAGAUCAUGGAACGGGCAGUCCUUCCCCGGGAGGAAGAGCAGCUCCGUCUUGCCGAGGUUCAGCUUGAGGUGGUGAUCCGUCAUCCACCCUGAUAUGUCUGCCAGACAUGCAGAGAUGCGAUUCGCCACCUGGUCAUCAGAAGGGGGAAAGGAGAAGAUUAAUUGUGUGUCGUCUGCAUAGCAAUGAUAGGAGAGACCAUGUGAGGUUAUGACAGAGCCAAGUGACUUGGUGUAUAGCGAGAAUAGGAGAGGGCCUAGAACAGAGCCCUGGGGACACCAGUGGUGAGAGCGCGUGGUGAGGAGACAGAUUCUCGCCACGCCACCUGGUAGGAGCGACCUGUCAGGUAGGACGCAAUCCAAGCGUGGGCCGCGCCGGAGAUGCCCAACUCGGAGAGGGUGGAGAGGAGGAUCUGAUGGUUCACAGUAUCGAAGGCAGCCGAUAGGUCUAGAAGAAUGAGAGCAGAGGAGAGAGAGUUAGCUUUAGCAGUGCGGAGCGUCUCCGUGAUACAGAGAAGAGCAGUCUCAGUUGAAUGACUAGUCUUGAAACCUGACUGAUUUGGAUCAAGAAGGUCAUUCUAAGAGAGAUAGCGGGAGAGCUGGCCAAGGACGGCACGUUCAAGAGUUUUGGAGAGAAAAGAAAGAUGGGCAGAGCCAGGUAACAAAAGGGGGAGGUAAAUGGUGUUCUAGAAUAGGAUAAAAAAAUAAAAUAAAAAAAUUAAAAACAUUUUUUUAGCUAAUAAACAGAACGAAUAAGAAACUGUUUUAUUAACCAAAUCUGUAUGUCCAAGAUUUUAUACACUACAGGAGAACUACAGGUGAAGUCACUCAAUCCAGUCCCAUACCAAGGCCUCCUGGUGACAGCUAGCUGAAAGAGCUACCCAGAUUCAUAUCGCACGGCGGGGGGGUAAGACAUUUUUCACUAUCGAACAAUAAACAGAGUUCGGGAGAAGAACUGGAAUUAACAGAAUUCCGGGGGCCAUCUCUCGAAUGAAGUAACCCUCCCUGUCCUGUCACACCUGUUUUUGUUCAUAGAAGUGAAGAUGUGUCUGGCUCUGGCUGUUGAUAUGUUCUCGGGGAGAGGGUGGGGCUUCACGUGUGCACUGACCGUCCUGAGCUGUUUUAUUGUGGGGACCAUGUUCCUGAUUCACCAUGAUCCCCCGGAGAGUGCCAAAGAGGAUAAUUUGACUCAUGUGCUAGAUGAGGGAAAUGGGAUGUUACCAAAGAUUCUCAAAAGGUCACUGAAACAAAACAGUAAGGAAGUGAGGGUGGAAUUGGGCAAGGAUCUCUCAGUAGAAUUUUGUGUAGACCAAUUGGGGUCAUUCACUCCUUGGUAGUCUAGAACCAUGUGACUCUAUGGGAAGUAUUUGUGUAAAGCACCGUGUAAGUCGUGGAGCCAGGUCAUAGCUCACACUGAAAGAGAUGGCUACGUAAACCCAUACACUCAAUUUGGGACCAGGUGGAGUAUAGUAAGGGUUGUCGUUUUGGACUGUGUUCCUGAGCAGAGGAAGUAUUGUAUAAAGGUGCGAAUUAACAUUAAGGCGGUCAAUACUCAGGACCUCGGGUUAUGGUAUGUGGGCUUCGACCAGUUUUCAACUGAUACUAUGGUACUGUUCCAGGUGGCAGAAGUAAGAGUAGAUAAGGAGAAUAUGAUUGGCCGAAGUUCAACCAAUCCCUCUAAAACAACGGCAAGUCCUAGUGUAAUCAUCCAGGGUAAAGGACCAGUACGAAUAGUUCAGACCAAAGACCUUAAAGAAGUUAUAGAGGUAGAGACUGGAUUUGGGGAGUCCAACUUAUGGUUGGAAUGGAUUCAAUAUACGGCCAGAUCAGUGGCUAAAGAUGAAUGUUAUGCCUAUGCAAACACAAAACCCCAGUUAACAACCAUCCCUUUCCCACUGAACGGAAUUAAUUCCCCUAAGGGAAUGGCAUGUAUGGUGAAGCUGUUCAUGAAAGCAGGGAUGCCAGAUAAUGACAGUUGUAUUGAUUUGCACUAUCUAUAUCCCCAGGUUCCCCUUAAAUCAAUACUUCCUCCCUUUACCGUGACGAGAGGAGAAUAUUACUGUUUGGCCAGAUACAGUACACAUGGGAAAUACGUGGGGGAAGUUAGGUCUUGCAAUAGGACAGAGAAUAUUACCACUGACGAGACCAUGUCUGAUUUAACAGGCUGGUUGAACUCUGGGGAUUUCAAUAUGUUGAAUGGGGCCAGGGCGGACAUCUGCUGGUUGUGCGGGGGAAUGAGUUUGUGGCCAGUAUUGCCGACUGAUUGGACUGGACUAUGUGCCUUAGUACAUUUAGGAAUGCCUUUUACACUCAUACAACACAUGAAGUUAGCCAAACGAGAGAGUAGAGAUGCUCCAUCUGGGUCUUUUAACGACAGAGUAUAUAUUGAUAACCUUAGGGUUCCACGAGGUGUGCCGGAUGAGUUCAAGGCAAGAAAUCAGAUACUAGCAGGAUUAGAGUGGUCUACUCUCAAUAAAAAUGUAGACUGGAUUAAUUAUAGUUACCAGAAGGGUUAUUAAAGGGUUUGUAGAACAGACUGAAGCAAUCAGCUGGAAGACCUGACAGAAUAGAAUUGCAUUAGAUAAAAGGAGGAAGUGGGCGUGGUAAUCAGGACGGUGUCUUACAUCCCAGGUAGCACAGCUCCGGACGAAUCAGUGCCCGAAGCCUCAGCUGGUUUGACCACCCUGGCUCACGGGUUGGCAGAAACUCUGGGGUGGAUAUUUCUCUGAAUUAAAUUGGGUUGACAGUAUUUAUGGAAAAAUGUGGUGUUAUGGGCCACUUUAACCUGUGUGACUGUGUUAGUCUUGUACGUACGUGGUUGAUUGCGUGUAUGUAUGAAAGUUAUUGUUUCCAGGACUAUAGAGAGAUCAAUGACACUACAGAUGGGGCCGUUAUGGGCCAAUUCCAGGUUCCGACCCGUGGAGGACUGAAGGCAUAUCUACAGAGGAAGUGGACGAAUCUGGAUCUGUCAUUUGUGGGGAAUUUAUGUUUGAUGAGGCUAGUGUUGAGAUGAAGGGGAAUUAGAUUGUAAUUUGUUUCCAUGAUUAAACUGUUUUUUAAUGAAGGUCGUGACGAAAAUCCGUAAGGAAGAGUUAUGAUUCUGAUGUAGGUUUAAAAACAGUUGGAGUUAAGGUUAGAUUUGAUUAAUGAUAUUUGGAGAGUUGGAUAGCGUCUGCUAAAUGACUUAAAUGUAAAUGUAAAAUAAUAAUGUUAAUUUGUUGAUUACGCGUGUGUCUAUUCAUAUGAUAAUCUGAUAAACCUCUAUAAAAAGGUUAGUUAAAUUCGUUUAUACUUAUAUUUUUUAUGAUUAAAUAAAACUAGAUGUAGAAUUGAAUGUAUAAUAUUUGAUCAAAGGGAGGAUUGAUAGAGGAAAAUAUAGUUUAGAUGAUCAAUUAUGUAUUCGUUAAUGAUUAGAAACCAUUUAUUCUAAUACUAUUAUGUUAUGAUAUGAAAAGUAAAGGUUAUUGGUUAAGCUGUUACUGAAAAUGUAAGCAGAACUAAUUUGAUUGUCUGUGCCUCUUGGGAAGGUCAAGGGGGAGAAAAAGCUUUUCAGACAAGAUAAGAAUGUUUGGGUUUUGUUCCAUUGGUGAGAGAAAUCUGUAUCUUUUAGACAGGUUGUAAUGUCUGGUUUAUGAGGGGAGUAGAAAGCAUCUCCGGACCUAAACAAAAAAACAACGGGGCUAUCGUGGGAAACUGAUGAUGUCAUUUUGAGUUUAUAACCUGUGGAAAUCUGUGUAUGGGUUAGUACUCUCUGGAAUUAAACGCUCUUUAACCUGGC
Molecule: messenger RNA, 4457 nt
Organism: Oncorhynchus keta (chum salmon)
Lineage: Eukaryota; Metazoa; Chordata; Actinopteri; Salmoniformes; Salmonidae
Exons: 2
Coding region: 2284-3198 (304 amino acids)
Source: RefSeq, a predicted model, not a curated record